CGCCAGACCACCAAAUUCUCGCCGCUGCAGUUCUGCGAACCGAACCCCAUUUUGCUCGUCUACCCUCAGUUCAGCCCGGCCGACAACCCGCGAUACCUUCCUCAACCAAUCCCUUCACCACCACCAGCAAAACACCGCCAAAAUGGGUCGCGUUCGCACCAAGACCGUUAAGAAGUCCGCCAAGGUCAUCAUUGAGCGGUACUACCCCAAGCUCACCCUGGAUUUCGAGACCAACAAGCGCAUCUGCGAUGAGAUCGCCAUUAUUGCCUCGAAGCGCCUGCGCAACAAGAUUGCCGGCUACACAACCCACCUGAUGAAGCGCAUUCAGCGCGGCCCCGUCCGCGGUAUCUCCUUCAAGCUGCAGGAGGAGGAGCGCGAGCGCAAGGAUCAAUACGUCCCCGAGGUCUCGGCCCUCGACUUCACCCAGAACUCGGAGAAUGGUCAGCUGGACGUCGAUGUCGAGACCAAGGACCUGCUCAAGCACCUCGGCUUCGACUCGACCAUCCCCGUCAACGUCAUCCCCGUUACCCAGACCCAGGCCACCGAGCGCGGCGCACGCCGCUUCGGCGACAGGCCCCCUCGUCGCGACUAAGUCGAGGCUGUUACGAACAAAAUUUUGGCGGUUGCAUCUCAUCAUCUACAACGGUACAACUCGGAAUGGCAAAUGGUAUUUAGGGAUUGGUUUGCUUUUCGGCGUCUUCAUGGGAAGGUAGUGAGAGCAUACUAGAUUCAAAGACAGGAUCUUUUGCCCACUAAGGUGUCGCUGACUCUCCAGGCUUGCCCUGGGGACGAUGCUUGAUUGCCAAUACUUCUUCCACCCCCAUGCACACACCAUAUAUCUUGUGCUGUGGUGCUGCUACUGUGAUGCCACCAACAGGUCGAGGCAAGCCAGCGUCCCGGUCACUGGCUUGCAUUCCUCGAUGACGACGAGGCGAAUGCACUUGCCAGGCCUAUGGAUGAAGUCCGCUUGCUCGACCGCCACUCCACCUUGGUGCCCUACCGGAUACUCUGCGGCAAACUGCUUUGUAUUCAGGGUAUCAUGGUUGGUGUAAGCCCAACUGAGUGUAAAUCAUGUGGCCUCGUGACCUAAUGACUGCAUUCCUCACUUUAUGCCGGACUCGAUUCCCCGCGCAAGCUCAGCGGGGCUUGUGGCCUUCGAGCAGCAUAUGUACGUCGUCCUCUCCAUCGGAGUCCUGCUCUUUGCUAGGGGGCUUUGGUGCUGCGAUGGUCUUUUUCUCCCGGAUGUCAAAGUCGAUCAGACUCUCCUUGCCCUUUCUCUUUGUAUCGCCGCGUUCGAGAGCCAGGGUCUUGGAUUCCUCCGUAGCCGCUAUGCCCUCCGCGUCUAUCCUGAGCCGCGCGAUGUCCUCGGCGAGCUUCUCAUCGGCGGGCGGGGCGGCGUCUCCCUUCUUCGCCUUGGGGCCGUCCUC
Molecule: messenger RNA, 1427 nt
Organism: Gaeumannomyces tritici R3-111a-1
Lineage: Eukaryota; Fungi; Ascomycota; Sordariomycetes; Magnaporthales; Magnaporthaceae
Product: 40S ribosomal protein S17
Exons: 3
Coding region: 143-592 (149 amino acids)
Biological process (GO): translation
Cellular component (GO): ribosome
Molecular function (GO): structural constituent of ribosome
Source: RefSeq, a predicted model, not a curated record